AUGGGUAUGUGCCAGUCAGCCGGUGCCACGGCCGCGAAGAAACAACCCGGCAAGAAUCAGCCCAGUGUAGGCCCCACCCCCACGCUGGUGCUCCUGCGCCCAGGCAGUACGGCAGCGUCGGGCGAGGAGGACCCCAAGCUCGACUCGACCGGACUUGCGCUGGCUGAACGAGUGGGCCAUGCCAUGGUCCAUGAGCACGCCGACUUUGACGUGGUCUACUGCUCGACCCGUCGCCGCGACGUGAAGACCACCAAUGUGGUGCUCGAGGCCAUUGACCGCCUCUUUCUGCCCGUCGAAAAGGAGGCCAACCUCGUCGAGACGAACACCGCCAUCAAUGAAGCUGCCGGCCCUGUCUGGGAACUGGACAUUCGCCCCAAGCUCAAGGCCGGCCUGCGGGUGCUAGUGGUUGCAGAGCUCCCCACACUGGCCUGUUUGGUCAGCAAGGUUGAUAGCGUUCCCUCGGCCGUGGCGGCCGAUCUGGCGCUCGAGCCCGGAGCCGCCAUGGUCUACACCUUUGAUGCCGCCACGAUGACGGUGCAGCAAUACACCGAAGCACCGAAGCCUGCUGGAGAGCCGCACAGUGACGCCACAGCGGACGAGCCAUCUGAAGCGACCGCCCCAUCCCAUCCAUUUGCGGCACGCAUCAUCUCGGCGCCCGCCUGA
This is a messenger RNA of Monosiga brevicollis MX1, 663 nucleotides long. RefSeq lists its product as uncharacterized. Gene Ontology annotation, molecular function: intramolecular phosphotransferase activity. Gene Ontology annotation, biological process: glycolytic process. The record is from RefSeq and is a predicted model, not a curated record. The transcript has a single exon. Bases 1 to 663 code for a protein of 220 amino acids. NCBI's taxonomy places the organism in Eukaryota, Choanoflagellata, Craspedida, Salpingoecidae.